Molecule: messenger RNA, 2664 nt
Organism: Branchiostoma floridae (Florida lancelet)
Lineage: Eukaryota; Metazoa; Chordata; Leptocardii; Amphioxiformes; Branchiostomatidae
Product: cAMP-regulated D2 protein-like
Exons: 1
Coding region: 159-1820 (553 amino acids)
Source: RefSeq, a predicted model, not a curated record
UUCGUGGUUAGAUAAUGUUCAUUUGCAUAGUUUGUCAUUUAUACAAACACCAACUGUUUGAAUCAGCAGGUAUGCACAACGCCCACGUGGAUACAGGUAACAGUUUAACACUUGCCUGACACACUUUAAUCUGACCUGGGUCAGGAUAGAACACAGCCAUGGCCCUCCUGCCUCAUCCUCUGCUCGUAGUUCUGGCAGUACUGGGUUGUAGUAACUGCGGGGGUAGUGCGUCGGAUGGUCCGGUCGUCCAGACGUCGCACGGCCCUGUCAUGGGAAUCUAUGUCGAGGAAGGGAAAAUCUUUUACGGUAUCCCCUUUGCAGCUCCUCCAACGGGAAACCUAAGAUGGCGCCCGCCCCAGCCUGCUAAACCAUGGGGACCUGACACCUAUAAUGCCACCAAACGGAGUCCGAUCUGCAUCCAGGCUACCUGUGGCCCCAAUGAUCCGGAUUCUUCUGCCCAAUGCCCUCCUGUCGCGGAAAGGGUAAGAAGCGAGGACUGCCUUUACCUCAACGUCUUCGUACCUACCACCGCCAGUCCCAAGUCAAAGAAACCAGUCAUCGUCUUCAUCCAUGGGGGGAAUUUCUUUGAAUUCUCCGCCAUGGGUGUCAUCUAUGAUAGCAGGUUCUUUGCUAACAAGACUGACGCUGUUGUUGUGGCAGCCAACUACCGACUUAGCUCUCUGGGCUUCCUCCGGGCGGGGACUGGAAAGGACGCCGCCAUGGGCAACUACGGCCUCCGCGACCAAGUAGCAGCGCUUCAGUGGGUACAGGACAACAUCGCAGCCUUCGGUGGGGACGAGAACCAAGUCACACUGUUCGGGGAAAGUGCGGGCGCGUACUCCGUUCUAUUCCACCUGGUCAACAAAGGAAGCGAAAAGCUGUUCCACAAAGCUAUCGUGGCAAGCGCACCUACAGGCCUUUACUUCAGAAGUCAGUUAGAGGCUAUCAUCUUUGGUGACGACUUUGCCGCAGCCCUGAACUGUUCAGUCGGAGACAUGGCAUGCAUGCGAGCAGCUGACGCCUCAAAGAUCAGUCACACCCAACAGGCUAUCGAAAAUACGAUCGUCAAUCCGCUCCACUUGACUGAAGUAGCCAAGCCCUGGGGACCUGUCGUUGACGGUGACAUGAUCACAAGGCAAAUGGUGGAAAGCUUCUCGACUGGAAACUUUCAGAAGAAGCCUCUCAUCAUCGGAACAAACACGGAAGAGGGAAUCCUGUUCACUCACGAAGCCUCGUCAUCCCCCCUUGCAACAAGUAGAUAUCAAGAAGCAAUGCUGGCAAUCUUUAAGACGUCAGGCUUCUCAGUUCUUAGGACGUACCCACCCUCCAAUACGGGAGACGAGCGUCCGAUCCUGGGAACACUGAUCACCCAUUUCAUAUUCGCAUGCCCGACGCGUAACAUUCUGAAGAGCGCUCUGAACUACGGCCAUACGAACACAUGGCUGUAUGUCUUUGCUCAUCCCUUAUCAGUCCAUGCUGCUUGGAAAAGCUACCCGUACUGUGAGGGCCACGUCUGCCAUGGCGCCGAUCUACCCUUCGCGUUCCAGUCUAUUUCGCUGAAAGGUUACGAGUUCACCGCUGAAGAGCAGGUCCUAGCUGACUCCGUGGCGUACUACUACGGAAACUUCGCUCACACAAGCGACCCCAACUCUCCCGGCACCCGACACACCAGCCUAUCUACCACUGGCCUGGAUUGGCCUUCUUUUGGAUCUACCCAGAACUACACCCACCUGGUCUUCGAUGUUCCAAAGAACAGCAUUAGUCAAGGCUACCUACAAGACAAGUGUGACUUUUGGGACGAGGAGAACCAGUACCCGUAGCAGCCACGCAUAGUAAACAUGUAACGGGCCACAUUACAUGUAAAAAGCAUGCCUGAAUGGAUUAUCAUCAAUGUGAAAUCCUCUCCAACAACUUACAUUUAUUUUCUUGGAACUGCCUUGAUAAAUUUGACACGGACAAUAAUUGUAUCUGUGAGUUGACAGUUUCCCUCAUAUGACAAGUAAUAUACUUUAAGAUUUUUAAAAAGUCCAACCCGUGUAUUUCAUAAGCUUUAAAUAACCCUUAGUACACAGGUACCCUUCGGACAUUGUACUUUGGUCAAGAGACGAAGCUAUACUUACAUGACCUAGAUAUAGCUUAUCAACUCAUAACUCCAGCUAAAAUCAACCUAACUUUGGUCCGCAAUGAGAGAAAUUUAAUUCAACUUGAGACUAGUCGUGGAAAGAAUCACUUUUUAUGUCUUAAGUUAAUGGUAAAAACUACCUUUCAAUGACGAUAUAGGAAACCAUUAUGUAGGUUAUAAUAUUACCUACCUUUCGUAGAAAUUCGUAGCACGACUCGUGAAGUCCGCUCGCCGACGCGACGCUGUCUUCCGAUGACCUCGAAUAUCAAAGUACGAAGUAUACGAACUAGCUUUGUCAGUACACAUUGAAGGAGAGGGAGACUUUAGUAUAGUUUCUUGUAUUAUAGGAAUUCAUUAGGCAGGAGAUAAUUUUUAUUCAACAAUUUUUAAUCAGGUUUGCUUUAAUUCUGUGUGUGCGUGUGUGUUGUAGAUUUGUUUACACAAGUUUUGAAAAGAGAGAAGAGACUCUGUAGUUUUUAGAUGAUAUAAGAUGUAACCUCUUUCACGUAUACUUAAUUAUAAUAAGUUAUCUAACUCAAUGC